AUGAGAGUGUUGCUUGGAUUCCUUGAAGCUCUUGUGCUUGAGUCGUCACAGUUAUUGCUGCCUUUGUGUAAAGCGAUUCAUUCAUUUUUAGAGUUGCAGCAGGCUACUUAUUUACACGUUUGUGAAUAUUUUUGCUCACGGGUGUGGUGUUUGGAUGCAGGGUUUCAGGUGUGCCAUUCAUUGGGAGGAGGAACAGGGUCUGGAAUGGGGACCUUGUUGAUUUCAAAAAUAAGGGAGGAGUAUCCCGACAGGAUGAUGCUGACAUUCUCAGUUUUCCCAUCUCCCAAGGUUUCCGAUACUGUUGUGGAGCCUUACAACGCUACAUUGUCUGUUCAUCAGCUUGUAGAGAAUGCUGAUGAAUGUAUGGUUCUUGACAACGAGGCCCUUUAUGACAUUUGCUUCAGGACGCUGAAGCUUACGACUCCCAGCUUUGGUGAUCUGAACCAUCUGAUAUCUGCAACCAUGUCUGGAGUUACCUGUUGCUUGAGAUUUCCCGGCCAGCUCAACUCUGAUCUCCGUAAACUUGCUGUAAAUCUCAUUCCAUUUCCUCGUCUCCACUUCUUCAUGGUGGGAUUUGCUCCUCUCACCUCACGUGGGUCUCAGCAAUACCGGUCUCUAACAGUUCCAGAGCUUACUCAACAAAUGUGGGAUUCAAAGAACAUGAUGUGCGCUGCUGAUCCUCGCCAUGGUCGUUAUUUGACAGCUUCUGCUAUGUUCCGUGGAAAGAUGAGCACAAAGGAAGUUGAUGAGCAGAUGUUGAAUGUCCAGAACAAAAACUCUUCGUACUUUGUCGAGUGGAUUCCUAAUAAUGUGAAAUCAACUUGUUGUGACAUUCCUCCAGUUGGAUUAAAGAUGGCAUCGACAUUCAUUGGAAACUCGACAUCAAUUCAAGAAAUGUUCCGCAGGGUUAGUGAACAGUUCACGGCCAUGUUUAGAAGGAAGGCUUUCUUGCAUUGGUAUACUGGUGAAGGAAUGGAUGAGAUGGAGUUUACUGAAGCUGAGAGUAAUAUGAAUGACCUGGUGGCGGAAUAUCAACAGUACCAAGAUGCAACAGCCGACGAGGAGGGCGAGUAUGACGAUGAAGAAGAAGUGUAUGAUGAAUGAUGAUUGGUGAUGGAAACUAGCAGAUUUCCAUAGUGUAGUACUGUGGUUGUAACCUCAACUACCAGAUUUCCAUAUUGUAGUGAGAAAUUAGCAUUGAUAUUUGCAGAACAAUUUAUGUCACCAGCUAUUUACUUCGUCAGUUUCUUUGAACUGCAAUUUUAAAUAUCAAUCAAGAAAUAAUUUGAAACGUGCUUCUGCA
Molecule: messenger RNA, 1303 nt
Organism: Olea europaea var. sylvestris
Lineage: Eukaryota; Viridiplantae; Streptophyta; Magnoliopsida; Lamiales; Oleaceae
Product: tubulin beta-1 chain
Exons: 4
Coding region: 1-1104 (367 amino acids)
Biological process (GO): microtubule cytoskeleton organization; mitotic cell cycle
Cellular component (GO): microtubule; cytoplasm
Molecular function (GO): GTPase activity; GTP binding; structural constituent of cytoskeleton
Source: RefSeq, a predicted model, not a curated record